Vigna radiata var. radiata (mung bean) is the source of this 408-nucleotide messenger RNA. Its product is annotated as putative 12-oxophytodienoate reductase-like protein 1. The record is from RefSeq and is a predicted model, not a curated record. Lineage: Eukaryota; Viridiplantae; Streptophyta; Magnoliopsida; Fabales; Fabaceae. The coding region runs from base 1 to 408 and encodes 135 amino acids. Gene Ontology annotation, molecular function: oxidoreductase activity; FMN binding. The transcript has 3 exons.
AUGGAACAGAAAGAGCUACGUCCAAAUGGGCAAGCCCCAAUAUCAUCCACCGACAAGCCAUUGAAACAACAAACGGGAAGCAAAGGCGCCGAGGAAACAACAAACGAGAGUAGAAUACCAAGGAGGCUAAAGACAGAUGAAAUUCCUCAUGUUGUGAAUGAUUUCAGACUUGCUGCAAGGAAUGCUAUUGAAGCUGGCUUUGAUGGGGUUGAGAUCCACGGUGCUCAUGGCUACCUACUUGAGCAAUUCAUGAAAGACGCAGUAAAUGAUCGAAGUGAUGAGUGCUCUCACAGCCUUCUCCCUAUGAGAAAGGCCUUCAAUGGAAGUUUUAUUGCAGCAGGAGGUUAUCGCAGAGAAGAUGGCAUCAAUGUUGUGGCUGAAAAUGGAACAGAUCUUGUUGCUUUUUAA